This is a messenger RNA of Symbiodinium pilosum, 1026 nucleotides long. The record is from the annotation of a GenBank genome assembly. NCBI's taxonomy places the organism in Eukaryota, Dinophyceae, Suessiales, Symbiodiniaceae.
AUGCUGAGAUACAAUGCCGACCGCUCACUUUCCUUCCAGGUCAUCUUCAUGUUCCAGCACACUCUCUUGUCCAACUCUCAGAUCCUUCGCCACAUGUUGGUUUCAGUGCUGGUGGCAGCUUUGCUAUGCUUCGUCCACAUUGCCGCGCGGAUCUUUGUGGACGUGGAGAUUUUGCAGGGCGCGUGGCUGCAAGAUCUGGACAACAUGAGCGAUUUCCUGACAUCCCUGAUUGGCAUCCUGUUGGGCUUCUACAUCUCGACUGUUAUGACCAGGUGGUGGAGUAUGCGCAGCCAGGGGAUUGGUGGGCUUUGGGGAGGUGUGGUGGAUCUUUGUAUCCUCACUGGGUCUUUCUUUCCGGGCCCGGAAUGGCGCACGAUGCGCAGCAUGGUGUUGCGCUACGGACUGGUCUCGUUCGAGCUCACCUUCAUGCAGAAUGAGGGCCGUGACGAGGAGCUGGAGGGGCUGGUCCAAAGGCACCUCCUCACUCGUGACGAGGCGGCCAGACUGGCUGGCCAACCCUCCAAGUGUGGAGCCGUGUGGGCAUGGGUCGCCUGGAUCUACAGAGAGCUCCAAAAGCAAGGUCACCUAUCUGACAUUGACCUCAGGCUGUUUUUGGAGAAGGUCCUUCAAGCUCGUGGGGGUACUGGAAGCCUCCUGACCCAUAUCGAUACCCAACUGCCCUUCCUCUACGUCCAGCUGCUCUCAAGUUUAGUGCAUUUCCUGACCAUGGUUAUGGCUGCAGACUGUGGCGUGAUGACAGGGGCUUGGCUCAUAUCUCCCAGUAUGGGAAGCCCAGUGUUGAAGUUUGUGCAGAUGUUGAUGGUCACUUACUUUUACAAUGGCUGCCUGGAGAUAGGGCGAAGCUUUGCGAAUCCUUGUGGCCAUGACUUCUCUGACUUCCCACGCCAUGCCUACCACUUCUGGAUGCGAAACGAAGCGGAGUUCUUUCAUAGCCUCCUGGAACAGGCCCCCCAGGCCGGCGUCGAGAUGCUCCAACAGGCCUCACGACACCGCAGCUCGAAGUGA